UAAAAAAAUCAUCGAAAAAUAUCCUCUAACAUUUAAGGAUACGGAUGAAGAUGGUAAAUGUUUCGGAGAUGGAAUUUACACAUUAUAUUUAAAACUUCGUGAUAGAAAUUGCUAUCUUAAUAGGCCACAUAUGAAAAGGUCUUUAAAUCGAAGUUUAAAUAUACCGUUGAAAAAACAACGAAAAAUUUUAUCUGCCAAAGCUGGGUGCAGUAAUUGGCAGCCUGACAAUUAUGUUGAAUCAGAAACAGAUAAUACAAUAGAAGCCAAAACUGAAUUUCUACGACAAAUAGUCCUGCAAGAUGCUCUAGAAAACGAUCCUGAUACUACAAAAAAAAUUUAUUCUUACCUUCAAGUAACGUACCCUGCACAAAGAUUAUUUCUCAAUAAUGUCCACAAACCACCUACGAUUUAAGACAUUAAAAAUUCAUGGCCAAUACUUUUACGAAAAAAGUAUAUGUUCUGGCAUUACCAUGAGCUAAUGGGACACUCUAUAAAUAUAUUGAAAGAACAAAUGUUAAAGAAGCAGGAAAAAAUACUCAUCUACGGACGUCUUAAAAAGUAUAAUGAAAUUAUUGAUUCAACUGAACUAAAAGAACUUCUAUUAAUGAAAAUAGUUAUGCAACACUUUAAAGAAGACUUCCACACAUUAUUUAAAAUAUAUCCUGAAGGAACAACUAUGAGAGAAAUUGAAGCACCUAUUGCUUCUCCAUGUAUUGUAAUCAUAGAUGAUUUGGAACGCUGCAUGUUUUAUUUAUUUAUAGAAACAAUUCAGAUUAAAAGAACAUAUUGUUUUUAUGAAGCUCUAGAAAUGUUAAUGUCUGCCUAUUAUGUUUUCAACAUAGAAUAUCCUACAAACUGUGCAUGUACUUUGGAAUUUAUCCAGAAAUAUUUUUUAAAUAUUCAUCCUACUUCUGGUACAAAAUCACGUAAGAUCGCAACUAAAUACAAAGUCCUCUCACUAUUUAACAAAUUAAGAGACGUUGAAGAGAGAGAUGUAGAUAAAGAAAAUAUUUCAUCAAAUUCGUAAGUGUGGUAACUAAUAUUUGUCUUCUAUUGUAUCGUCUUUUUUCUGAUUCAACAUAAAUUUUGAUAUAGUUCUUUAAAAAUCUGAAAACAUUACAAUAUCUUAAAAACGUUCAACUAUAGCGAUAAGUAUGCAAUAAUGUUAAAGUUAAAAUUAAAAAGAAAUUUUUUCUAAUUGUGAUAUUAGCGAUAAUAACUUUAUUUUAACUGGAGAAAUUCAAUUUGAUCUUCAUGUGAUUCUAAGACCUUAUAAAUAUAUACAUAUAUACAGGGUGAUUCAAAACAAACUGUUGUCCUUAAAGGGUCGUAUAACUGAAUUAAUUUCGAGACAACUUUUUCUCUUGCAAAAUUUCAUCCGAUAUUUAGUUUCUGAAUUAUUUAAAGAAAUAUGUAUCCUAUUGCGGUUCGGAUAUAAGAGUUGCGCCGCUCUUGUUUACCUCUU
Molecule: messenger RNA, 1465 nt
Organism: Odontomachus brunneus
Lineage: Eukaryota; Metazoa; Arthropoda; Insecta; Hymenoptera; Formicidae
Exons: 3
Coding region: 455-1027 (190 amino acids)
Source: RefSeq, a predicted model, not a curated record